AUGAGUUCCGAGGACGAUGCCAUGAUGAACAUCUUCAAGAAGAUUGAGCGCGAGAAGGCCUUGAUCAACGCCGCCAAUGCUAUGCGACAGCAGACCAACAACGAUGAUGUCCGAUCACGCCUCGACAGCCAGAUGCGCGAGGGCCGCAGAAACCUGCAAUUCUUCGAGGAGAAGCUGCGGGACCUCCAAGUACGCCGCCUAGGACACGGCGUCGACAACAUGAGUCUCAGCUCGGGUUCUACGGCUGUCAACUCUGCCCGUCCCACGAGUUCCGAGCUAUCUCAGGGCGCGCCCGCUCCUCCGCCAAAGGAUGCAAGUGGUGGCUACGGCGCAGCUGAUCGUGGCUCGUACGGCUCAGUUGACUAUAGUGCUAUUGGUGCACAUGGUGAUCUGAUGCCUCCGCGACAUCCAUAUGCAGCCCCUGCCCCCGGCACGGGUAUACCACGACCAAGGCCAAACUUCACCAAGCUCGAUCUCAUCAAAUAUGAUACGCCUCAUCUCGGACCCCGGAUCCAGCUCAUGCUAGGGCAAAUUCAAUUCAAGCUAAACGUUGAAGAACAGUAUCUCAAGGGUAUUGAGAAGAUGGUGCAGCUCUAUAGCAUGGACGGUGACCGCAAAAGUAAAGCUGAUGCCGCUGCUAAGCGCAUCGAAAGCAAGCAGAAAAUCCAGCUCUUGAAGCAGGCACUCAAGAGAUACGAGGAACUUCACAUUGACGACAUUGAGUCGGCAGAUUCUCCUGAUGAUGAUAGUAUCAACAUGCCAAACUUACGGAAGCCACUCACUGGUCAGCUCAUGUUCCGUGUUACACAGGUCAAGGAUGUCGAUCAUGCUAGCAGCAGCCGGUUCAGCCGCGGUCCAGAGACGUUUGUGUCCGUAAAGGUGGAGGACAAUGUCGUGGCUCGGACAAAGGCUUCACGAAACGACAGAUGGGAGUUUGAAACCCACAAUAUCGAUGUCCGGGAAGCAAAUGAAAUAGAGCUCACUGUGUACGACAAGCCAGGCGAACACGCGCUACCCAUCGCUAUGCUCUGGAUACGGAUUUCCGAUAUUGUCGAGGAGUUGCGCCGCAAGAAGAUUGAAGCAGAGGUCAAUAGCUCUGGUUGGGUCUCUGCAGAUCGUGUGGGCAACGCUGGCGCAGCGCCUCCCCAGUUCCCUAUGGGCUCUCAAGGACCGCAGUUUAGCCCACCUCCUGGCUCUCCCGAACUGACGUCCUCGACCCCACAACAGCAGCAGCAGCAAUUCGGCCCCGGGGCUCUGCCGUCCGUUGGUAGCCAACCGAUUGACGCUUGGUUUACGCUGGAACCUACCGGGCAGAUACAUCUGCAGCUGGAUUUCAACAAGAUGAACAAGGACCGUCGGCCGGUUGACUUGGGUCUUGGCCGAAAGGGUGCCGUUCGUCAGCGAAAAGAGGAAGUUCACGAGAUGUAUGGUCACAAAUUUGUUCAGCAACAGUUCUACAACAUUAUGCGCUGUGCGCUAUGCGGCGAUUUCCUCAAGUACUCUGCUGGCAUGCAGUGCGAAGACUGCAAGUAUACUUGCCACACCAAGUGUUACUCCAGUGUAGUCACAAAAUGUAUCAGCAAAUCCAACGCCGAGACAGACCCAGACGAGGAAAAGAUCAACCACCGUAUCCCUCACAGAUUCCAGCCUUUCUCCAACUUUACAGCAAACUGGUGUUGUCACUGUGGCUCUGUACUGCCCGUAGGCAAGAAGAACUGCAGGAAAUGCUCAGAAUGUGGUGCUACGGCUCACGCGCAAUGCGUGCAUCUUGUGCCUGACUUUUGCGGCAUGAGUAUGGCAGUGGCUAAUCAGAUCCUCGAGGGCAUGCGUAAUCAAAAGCAACGUCAACAGAAGGGUACAUCCAUGAGCGACCGGACACUGCGUCAUGGCAAGACGACAUCAUCAGGCUCAGAUGGGCCAACUUCUCCAUACAGCCCUAGCAGUAUGCCUUCUUACCAGGGAAGUGUCGCGUCUCAGGAGGCACAAAACGCUGCCAAGGCCAUGUAUGCCAGUCAGACGUCUCCAACCAGACCAGCUCACCCUGAUCGUGCAUCAUCGCAAGCCUCAACUGCAGCUGCUGCUGCUGCGUCAGCGGCCAUGGGCGGCGCCAUGUCGCCCCAAAGUGGCCGGCAAGGAUCAAUGUCCGACUAUGGUAGCCAAGGUGGUUAUGGUGGCAUGGAUGCCCACGAUGACCCAUAUGCCUCCAACCAAGGAUAUGGCGCUCCCCAGCAGCCAAAAUACAAUCCUGCCGCCUACGCAAACGUCAACAGCUACCCUAACCAGCCUCAGGUGCAGCAACAGGCUCGACCGAUCCCUCAGCAACAGUCACCACCGCCUCAGCCGCAAGCGCAACCCUACCAGCCCAGUGCCGCUGUACCGAAACCCGCAGCUGAUCUAGCUGCCGCCAGAGCAGGGCAAGGAGCAGUAACUGGACCAGGAAAACCCCCACUGCCAUUGGCAACAGACCCAGGAACCGGCCAGCGGAUUGGCCUGGAUCACUUCAACUUCUUGGCAGUCCUUGGAAAGGGUAACUUUGGAAAGGUCAUGCUGGCUGAGACAAAGAAGUCGCGUAGACUGUAUGCCAUCAAGGUGUUGAAGAAGGAGUUCAUCAUUGAGAACGAUGAAGUCGAGUCCAUCAGGUCUGAGAAGAGGGUCUUCCUUGUCGCCAACCGAGAACGUCAUCCCUUCUUGACCAACUUGCACGCCUGCUUCCAAACCGAAACACGUGUUUACUUCGUCAUGGAGUACAUCAGUGGUGGUGACUUGAUGUUGCACAUUCAACGUGGCCAGUUCGGCACGAAGCGUGCCCAGUUCUAUGCUGCCGAAGUCUGUUUGGCACUCAAAUACUUCCACGAGAACGGUGUCAUCUACCGUGAUCUGAAGCUGGACAAUAUCCUCUUGACCCUUGAUGGGCACAUCAAGAUUGCAGAUUACGGUCUUUGCAAAGAGGACAUGUGGUUUGGCUCUACGACCAGCACCUUUUGUGGAACCCCCGAGUUCAUGGCCCCAGAGAUUCUGUUGGACAAGAAGUACGGACGAGCUGUUGACUGGUGGGCGUUUGGUGUGUUGAUAUACCAGAUGCUUCUCCAGCAAUCACCUUUCAGAGGUGAAGAUGAAGAUGAAAUCUACGAUGCCAUUCUUGCAGAUGAGCCAUUGUACCCGAUCCACAUGCCGAGGGAUUCCGUCUCCAUUCUCCAGAAACUACUAACGCGGGAGCCCGAUCAACGAUUGGGCAGUGGCCCAACUGAUGCUCAGGAGGUCAUGAGUCAGCCAUUCUUCCGCAACAUUGUGUGGGAUGAUAUUUACCACAAGCGUGUUGCGCCGCCAUUCCUGCCGCAAAUCAAGAACGCGACGGAUACGAGUAACUUUGAUUCAGAGUUUACCAGUGUCACCCCCGUUCUUACUCCUGUGCAGUCUGUGCUGUCGCAAGCGAUGCAAGAGGAAUUUCGUGGAUUCUCCUAUACUGCCGACUUUGAGUAG
Messenger RNA from Pestalotiopsis fici W106-1, 3480 nucleotides. Its product is annotated as Protein kinase C-like protein. NCBI's taxonomy places the organism in Eukaryota, Fungi, Ascomycota, Sordariomycetes, Amphisphaeriales, Sporocadaceae. Bases 1 to 3480 code for a protein of 1159 amino acids. Gene Ontology annotation, molecular function: diacylglycerol-dependent serine/threonine kinase activity; ATP binding. Gene Ontology annotation, biological process: signal transduction; fungal-type cell wall biogenesis; protein phosphorylation. The record is from RefSeq and is a predicted model, not a curated record. The transcript is spliced from 7 exons.